Messenger RNA from Pogoniulus pusillus (Red-fronted tinkerbird), 3049 nucleotides. RefSeq names its product E3 ubiquitin-protein ligase TRIM62. Gene Ontology annotation, biological process: protein ubiquitination; positive regulation of canonical NF-kappaB signal transduction; innate immune response. The transcript has 6 exons. Lineage: Eukaryota; Metazoa; Chordata; Aves; Piciformes; Lybiidae. Gene Ontology annotation, cellular component: cytoplasm. Bases 318 to 1745 code for a protein of 475 amino acids. Gene Ontology annotation, molecular function: ubiquitin protein ligase activity; protein binding; zinc ion binding. The record is from RefSeq and is a predicted model, not a curated record.
ACGCUGCCCCCCCCCCCGCCCCGGCAUCUCCCCCGCCCCCGGGCACCGGCAACCGGACACCGGCACCGGCGGGGUGAGGGCAGCGGCGGCGGCGGCGGCGGGGGGCGGCCUCGAAGCGGGACCUUGGCGGGGACUGGUGUCCAACCCGGGGUGUCGGCGGGAGUGGGACCAGGGGCGGGCUCGAACCCGGGAUCCCCCCCCCCCCAGUUGCAGCCUCACCCCCAGCUCCUUCGUUGUCGCCGCUCCCCCGGGACCCCCGAAGCGUCUUCACCCCCGGCCCCCCCUUUCCUCCCUGUGUGUCCCCCCAGCCCCCAGCCAUGGCUUGCAGCCUGAAGGAUGAGCUGCUGUGCUCCAUCUGCCUGAGCAUCUACCAGGACCCGGUGAGCUUCGGCUGCGAGCACUACUUCUGCCGCCGCUGCAUUACCGAGCACUGGGCGCGCCAGGAGGCGCAGGGCACCCGCGACUGCCCCGAGUGUCGCCGAACCUUCGCCGAGCCCACCCUGGCCCCCAGCCUCAAACUGGCCAACAUCGUGGAGCGCUACAGUGCCUUCCCCUUGGAUGCCAUCCUGGGGGCCCAGCGGAGCUCCCUCCCCUGCGAGGACCACGAGAAGGUGAAGCUCUUCUGCCUCACCGACCGCACCGUCGUCUGCUUCUUCUGCGACGAGCCGGCCGUGCACAAGCAGCACCAGGUCACCAACCUGGAUGAUGCCUUCGAGGAGCUGCAGCGGGAGCUGAGGGAGCAGCUGCAGGGGCUCCAGGAGAGCGAGCGCGGCCACACCGAAGCCCUGCACCUCCUCAAGCGACAGCUGGCUGAGACCAAGUCCUCAGCCAAGAGCCUGCGGGUGACGAUCGGGGAGGCGUUCGAGCGGCUGCACCGCCUGCUGCUGGAGCGGCAGAAGGCGAUGCUGGAGGAGCUGGAGGCAGACACGGCCAGGACGCUGAGGGACAUCGAGCAGAAGAUCCAGAGCUACAGCCGGCAGCUGCGCAAGGUGCAGGAGGGCAGCCAGAUCCUGCAGGAGCGCCUGGCCGAAGCCGACAAGCACAUCUUCCUGGCGGGCGUCGCCUCCCUGCCCGAGUGGUUGAAGGGGAAGAUCCAUGAGACCAACCUGACCUAUGAGGACUUCCCCACCUCCAAAUACAUGGGCCCACUGCAGUACACCAUCUGGAAAUCCCUCUUCCAGGACAUCCAUCCUGUGCCAGCCGCCCUGACGCUGGACCCGGGCACGGCUCACCACCGCCUAAUCCUCUCGGACGACUGCACCAUCGUGGCCUACGGCAACCUGCACCCCCAACCGCUGCAGGACUCCCCCAAGCGCUUCGACGUGGAGGUGUCGGUGCUGGGCUCGGAGGCCUUCGGCGCCGGAGUGCACUACUGGGAGGUGGUGGUGUCGGAGAAGACCCAGUGGAUGAUCGGCCUGGCCCACGAGGCCGUGACGCGGAAAGGCAGCAUCCAGAUCCAGCCCAGCCGCGGGUUCUACUGCAUCGUGAUGCACGACGGCAACCAGUACAGCGCCUGCACCGAGCCCUGGACGCGGCUCAACGUCAAGAGCAAGCUGGAGAAGGUUGGCGUCUUCCUGAACUACGACAAAGGGCUGCUCAUCUUCUACAACGCCGACGACAUGUCCUGGCUCUACACCUUCCGCGAGCGCUUCCCGGGCAAGCUCUGCUCCUACUUCAGCCCCGGGCAGAGCCAUGCCAACGGCAAGAACGUGCAGCCCCUGCGCAUCAACACCGUCCGCAUCUGAGGGCAGCGCGGCCCCCACCGCCCCCGGGGCUGCUCCGGCUGCUGGGGCUGAGCCUGCCCCGGGAACUGCCCCUCUGCCCCCACCCCUGCCUCUGGCUGCUGCUUCCAAGGGGGGCAUGGGUACCGUGGUUGCACGGGAGGGGCCGGGCUGCUGCAAUAAAAGGAUUCAGAGAGAUAGGGCUGGGUGGUGCAGAACCCCACAGGGUGGCACCAGGCUGGGCUGCGCUGUGCCAUGGCAUGCUGUGGGGUGCCACGAGUGCUGGGUCACUCCAUAGCAACUGAGUCAUGCCCUAUGUACAGUGCCAUGCUAUGGUGGGAUGUGCCAUAGCCAUAAGUCUGGCACUGUGCCAUAGUGUGCCAUGCCAUACAUACAGUGCCGUGCCAUGUUGUGCCGUGCCACGUGUAUGGCACUAUGCUUUGGUGUGUCAUGCCAUAUGUAUGGUGCCAUGCCAUACGUGCCUCACUGUGGCAUCUUGCGUGGUGCUGUGCCAUGCCAUGUGUACUGUGCCCUGCGUGCACUAUGUUGUGCCCUACCUACAUCAUUGUGCUGUUGUGCACUGUACUGUGCCAUGCCCAUACACAUGGCACAGUGCCAUAGUCUAUCACACUGUGCCAUGGUGUGUUUGUGGCACCAUGCCAUCACGCCCCACUCCACGACAGGCCAUGUGUGCCAUGUGUACUGUGCCAUCAUGCAUUGCGCUGCACCAUGCUAUACUUAUUGUGCCAUGCUGUGCAUAUGGCACCUUGCCAUACGAUGCCAUAGGUACCACACUUUGCCAUAUGUACUGCACCAUGCUGUGGUUUGUCACUCUGUAGGUACAGUGGUGUGCCAUGGCAAGGCGUCAUGCCAUGGUAUGUCAUGUCAUGAUGUGACAUAAACUGUACAAUGUAUGGCAUUGUGCCAUGGUGUGCCGUGCCGUGUAUACUGUGCCAUGCCACAUGUAUGGCAUGAUGCCAUUGUGUGCCAUGCUGUACAUGCUGUGCUGUGCCACACAUAUGGCACUGUGCCAUCAUGUGCCAUGCCAUCCAUACUGUGCCAUGCCACAUGUAUGGCACAGUGCCAUUGUGUGCCAUGCUGUACACGCUGUGCUGUGCCACACGUAUGGCACUGUGCCGUCAUGUGCCAUGCCACCCAUACUGUGCCAUGCCACAUGUAUGGCACCAUGCCAUCCAUACUGUGCUGUGCCACAUGUAUGGCACCAUGCCAUCAGGCACCAUGCCAUCCGUACUGUACCAUGCCACAUGUAUGACACCAUGCCAUCCAUACUGUGCUGUGCCACAUGCAUGGCACUGUGCCAUUGUGCA